UUGUUUUUCAUAUAAAAACGUCGCUAUACAAAGCUUUCAAAAUCUGAAUUGUCCGUCCCUUCUUGACUCUCUUCCCAUUUCAAGAAUCAUUCUUUAACACCACCCCUUAACCCCUCUUGAAACCUCCUCCACCGCCGCCAUCCCUUUUUCUCUUCCUUCAAGGCUCCAAAACAAUGAGUUUUAAACACAAAGAACCUGUGGAGAUAUGCAAGAAGGAAGAAGGGUUCUCAGGUACUUACUACAAUGCAACUCUUCUGGCUGCAAUAGGAAGGAACAAGUACUUGGUACGUUACGAUACACGUUUCACCGACGACGGAACAAGGUACCUUACUGAAGCUGUUGACUCGGAUGAAGUCAGGCCUUUGCCCCCAGAAAUUUCUUACACCAACUUCGUCGUGUCUGACAGGGUUGACGCCUAUGUCAACUUCGCUUGGCGGGUGGGAACUGUUACAAGAAAAGUUGAUCCUAACUACUAUGUGAAGUUGGAUUGUAAUGGGAAUGAAGAGCAUUGUGCUUUCUAUAAAGUUAGGCUUCAUCUUGAAUGGCAAAAUGGGAGUUGGUUCUAUCCUGGAAGUGGAUCUCAAAGCAACCAAGCAAGCACAUCAGCACAAGGGGGUCAGCCUGCAAAAGAUGGCAACCAAGCAAACACAGGACAUCAGGGGGGUCCAGCCUAAAAAUGAGGAUGACCAACCAAAUUCAGGCCAAGGACGGGACUAGUCUAGAACUCUAGAUGCCACCACUGAACAUCUGUUCCUUUCUUUCUUUCUUUCUUUUCUUUUUUACUUUCAACCCCGACAGGCUGAUAGUAGAACAAAGUAGAUAGAAAACAUUGCUGAUAAGUUUGUUUUGCAACUUUAUGGCACAAAAUGGGCGAGCUUUCAUUAGUUUAGAUAUUGGUUUACAGUAGCAUUUAACUGUAUCAUUAGUUACUGAGCUGUGAAACCAUUCUAAUUUGUUCCCUUGAGAUGACACAUUAGCAUGAAUUGUAUAUACUUCUUUGUCGUGGUUCAUAUGUUCUUCGCCAGCUUUAUCUAAAACAUGAAAAUCUUGUGGGGAUUUUGAUAGAGGGAAACAGCACUA
Molecule: messenger RNA, 1080 nt
Organism: Durio zibethinus
Lineage: Eukaryota; Viridiplantae; Streptophyta; Magnoliopsida; Malvales; Malvaceae
Product: protein AGENET DOMAIN (AGD)-CONTAINING P1-like
Source: RefSeq, a predicted model, not a curated record